AUUUGCUACGACCAAGGUUAGAGAUCAAUUCACUCACCGACGGCGGAUCGUCAACCUCUUCUCUUCGGCAAGCCCUUGUAGACAGGAACCGCCAUGGCUUCUGUGCUGCCCCAAUCGACGUUCCCGGCCAAGGGGCGAGGCAGCAGGCCGUCGCUUUCAUCGCUCGUGACGGAUGCGAAACGGUCAGUUCGCUUCAAUGUGGACAAACAACAUGGACAUGGCCCAAGCGAAACGUGGUCUUCUUUGAAGGCAUCGCUACCCGCCCUUCGAAUAAGCGUCCCAUCGCCCAGAACGGGUGCUUUCAUUCUGAGCUGCCUACUUUGGUACUUCUCCAGCGCCCUGUCGUCAAACACCUCGAAAGCUCUCCUCUCAUCCAACAAACAUGUCCAACCUCGCCCGCCGCCAUUGUUCCCAUACCCCGUCACGUUGACCCUGGCUCAAUUUUUCUUCGUACACAUCUUCAGCAGUGCAAUCUCGUCGCCUAAUAUAAUGCGAUGGGUCCCCGGCGUGAGGAAGCCUAUCACGAGGAUCGUCAAGAAUCCUGGCCGUGAUCGCAUCCUCGACAUGGCGAAGCUCAGUGUCUUCAACGUCGUCGGCCAUGCCCUUUCUAGCAUAGCUCUGAGCCGGGUUCCUGUCAGCACUGUACACACAAUCAAGGCCCUCACACCUCUCUUUACAGUGCUGUCUUUCCGCCUGAUGUUUGGUGUCACCUACUCGAUGCUCACUUACGUCUCGCUCUUCCCCCUGACUCUUGGAGUCAUGAUGGCAUGCACUACCCUGUCGUUUUCCGCAAACGAUCUGAUGGGACUCGCCACCGCUCUAGGCAGCACGCUCGUCUUUGUCGCCCAGAGCAUCUACAGUAAAAAGCUUAUUGGACGAGGAGAAGGUCAGCACAAGGCCGGCGGCAAGCUGGCAGGCUCACACGGCGACGGGCAUGGCCACGGCUUUGGUCCAGACGGGAAGCUGGACAAGAUCAACAUUCUCUACUACUCGAGCGCAUGCUCUGUUGUCAUCAUGCUGCCCAUGGCCCUCUACUACGACGGUGCAAGCCUUCUUCUGGGUACUUCUGGUGCUGCCUCGUCGAUGCUAGAUCAGCAACAGGAGUCCAUUCUGCCCUCAUCGUCGAGCGCGUACAUCACUUACCUCCUCGUCGCCAACGGUGUUGUGCACUUUGCGCAAAACUUUCUCGCGUUCAGCGUCCUGGCCCUCGUCUCGCCCGUCACAUACAGCAUUGCCUCUCUCUUCAAGCGAGUCUUUGUCAUCUGCUUUGCCAUCGUCUGGUUCGGACAGUCGGUCAGUUUGCUCCAGUGGGUCGGAAUCGUCCUUACCUUUGUUGGGCUUUACUUGUACAACGACAGCAAGGCAACCAAGAGCAUUCACAAAGGCGAGGAGAAAUUGCGAAGAGAGGAGCGGCUCAGCGAUCUGCGCCUUCCGACAUCCAAUGAAGAAGGCCUACGAGACCUCAAUGUCGCAGAAGCGGCAGUAUCUCCUCGCUUUCACCACCAUCACCAGCAUACCGUGGCAGAACCAUACAGCACGAUUCACUACCCAGGCAGAUCGCCCUUGAGUGCGGGAGCCACCACGUCGGGUGCACAAGGCAUACGUAGCUUUGCGGGCGUCGGUCGACGCUUCUCCGUUGGGCCCGACAGCAAGCCAGCAUUCUCUCCACAGCAGCCACACUAUCAGCAAGAGCAGCAGCAGCAACCACAACAACAUCCGCACCACCAGCACCAUCAUCCUAGUCAGCAACUCCUCUCUGGCCAAGAUCCUCGGACGUCGAUCCCGUCUCCUCCCCCUUCCAGGCGGUCAAGCUCCGAAGACCAGCAGAAGCUAUCAUAGACGCUCCGCGAAAUAAUACUCUUAGGGACACUAGUAUAUCGUUACAGGAGCUUCGACUUACUUUAUUUUGUCUAAAUGCAUAGUAUCGCAACGC
This is a messenger RNA of Acaromyces ingoldii, 1933 nucleotides long. Its product is annotated as TPT-domain-containing protein. Gene Ontology annotation, biological process: phosphoenolpyruvate transmembrane import into Golgi lumen. The transcript is spliced from 3 exons. Gene Ontology annotation, molecular function: phosphoenolpyruvate transmembrane transporter activity; antiporter activity. NCBI's taxonomy places the organism in Eukaryota, Fungi, Basidiomycota, Exobasidiomycetes, Exobasidiales, Cryptobasidiaceae. Bases 94 to 1839 code for a protein of 581 amino acids. Gene Ontology annotation, cellular component: Golgi apparatus; endoplasmic reticulum. The record is from RefSeq and is a predicted model, not a curated record.